AUGACAACAACAACACCAACAACAACAACAUUUGAAACGAAAGUGUACGAUGUCACGUACAAGGGGGAACCGGGUCGACUGACAUUGGCCAACAAGUUUUUCCACUAUGAAGCCAACUUUAUCGAAGCGACGAUCAAAUGCAGUUGGGCCCGUGUAGACCGGCGUCAAUUGUCUCCUCCCGGAGCGGAUAACUACUUGAUCAAGCUAGUACUGGCAUCUGGGAAAACGGCUGUUUUUGAAGUGGAAACAUUGCCCAUUUUGUUAAAGUUAGUCAAAGAUGUCAAGGCACGCAUGGAAGCCAACAAGCCCAAAGAAGACAGUGAAGAGCAAGCAAAAAAGCCCGAAGCAUUCCAAGACGAAGAGGAGACGAAACGACAAAAGAAAAAGAAUCGGUUUUCCGUCAAUACCGAGUACAUUUCCAUGAAAGACUUGAGCAAAGAUCCCAGUACCGAGAACUCUACGGAAGGUCCCGACAAUAAUGAUGUUGAACAGGGCAAGCAACCAGACGACAAGGACAAUAAGGACAAUAAGGACAAAAUGAAGGACGCGAGUCAUCGACGAUCCCAACUACGCCGUUCCAAUCGCGCCAAUAGUCGCCGUCGAAACUCUUCCAAAGGACCGCACCCACCCGUCCUCGCAGGACAAGACCCCUAUUUGAGUCAAGCCCACGACAAACGCGACGAUUCACGACGGACCAUUUGCUACUGUCCCUGGGAUUCCGUUUGGUGUUGGAUGUGUCUGUGUGUGUUUCUCGCGUUGGUCGUCACCAUUAUUGUACUCGUGGUCCUCUUUGUCAUUCCGAAUGACAAUAACAAUAACAACAAUCCGUGGAUCCGCAACUAUCAACCCAAACAAGGACCCCUCUGUAAAGACGUCACGGACGAUUUGUCCAAGUGUCCUCCUGACGAUGGUAUGGAAUAUCGCUAUGGCAUUCGAUCGGUCGAAUACAAUUGGGGACCCGACAAUGUGCGGUUGGAAUAUGCCAUUAGCGAUUAUAUACUCGAUACGAGUAUGGACUUUUUCGUCAUGGACGGCGUCAAUUGUCGCGGCAGUGACGAUAAAAAUGUCCCGAAAGAAACGCCAUGGUUAAAAUUUCAACUCGUCGAUGGCGCACCGGAAGAUGGCGGGCCCAAUGUCUACAAUGAAGGACGAGGGACACGACAAUUUGAUAUUGAUAUUGAUUUGCUGGCGUCCAGCAAUCAACUCGCCACGGCACCCUUUUAUUUUCCCAAUACGGCAGGAGACAACAAGGCGUUUUUACGAUUGUGUGUCAAUUUUCAAGUCUUUUACAAUCGAUUAGAGGGAUUUACAGAACGAAAAGAGGUCAACUACAUUGAAAAUGCUCUCGAGUUGAACAUGGACGUUUCCAAUCCCCUUCCCGUCAUUACAGACGUACUCGUCAAAACUGUCACUAGGCCAUCCUAUUAG
Molecule: messenger RNA, 1428 nt
Organism: Seminavis robusta
Lineage: Eukaryota; Bacillariophyta; Bacillariophyceae; Naviculales; Naviculaceae
Source: the annotation of a GenBank genome assembly